GGCAAACGGAGAGCAUCUCCUUCGUGUGCCUGCCGACUCCAUCCAUCCACCCAUCCAUCCCUCAAACGAAAGGCAGCGAUGAGCAAGCGGCAUCAGCGCCGUCCGAUGCUGAACAUGGAGGAGUCCCUCAACCCCAAAGUGGACUCCUUCUCAUGGGCCGUGUAAGAAAGCAAAGAUGCAGUGCACAGAGGAGAUCCAGGAAUGAAUGCAUUGAUCCAUUUGUGUGGUGGGAUGUGGUGUGUGUGUUGUGUUGGUCCCUGUUCAGGGAUGCGCAAGGCAACCUGCAGCAUCGUGACACCGGGGUCAAGCUGGGCAGGGAGGGCAUCGAAGUCGAGGGAGAGGAAUUUGCCGUCAGAAGAGAUGAACUAGAGGUGACAGACAACCACAACUGUCAUGGAUACUGCCGCAUGAAGGAUCUUUCUGUGUUGUGUUGUGUUGUGUUGUGCUGCGUGUCAGUUUGACCCAAACAACGUGAUAGGCCGGGGCGCCUCAGGUGCGGUGAUCAAGGCCUUUCACAAGCCCAGGAACGAAUGGGUGGCACUCAAGGUGACGACCAAACAAACCAAGACCAGGUGCACGGCAGCAACGGCGUUUGGGUUUUGUGCAGGAGAUCAAGAUAGAGGACAGGGGGAAGCGCCACCAGCUGCUGGGAGACCUCAAGGUGGGGACGGACAUAGAGCAACGGACCGCAUGCAUGUGUCUGUGUCUUCAUGUGUAUGCGCAACUCAUGAAUGUGGACACGUUGCUGAGUGCAGGGCAUGGUGCAGGCCAAGGGGUGUCAGUUCCUGGUCGAGUUCAUCGGCGCAUACAUCGAAAGGGCAUGUAAGAGUAGUCGGCAUACGACUCGCACCAUGGCUGUUCUUAUCGCCACACGCAAACGUGUUUGUAUGCUUGGUUGGUUGGUUGUUGGUUGCUCGGUGCAGCGUCGGUGCAUUUGGUGAUGGAGUUCAUGGAUCGCGGGAGCAUCUUCGAUCUCAUCCGACACUGCAAGAAGCGCAACAUCAGCAUACCCAGCCAAGUGCUCGCCGCUAUCAUACACCAGGCAUGCAGACACACAUCCGUCCAUCUCUCCAUCUGUGCACCCAAUUCCUUCGUGGAUUCAUUUCUUCUCUGUUCGUCUGUCUGUGCGGAUCCAUUGUUGGGCUGCAGGUGUUGGUGGGUCUGCAGUUUCUGCACCAGAAGGCCAUAAUCCACCGCGACAUCAAACCCCAAAACAUACUUGCCAACUCCAAAGGUCAGUCACUGACUGACCGACACACAGCAUAGACUCGUUAUUCACAGUGUGCCUGUGGUUACAUCCCUUCCCUUUGACCUGUCUGGCUGCAGGUUUCAUCAAGGUGUCAGAUUUCGGCAUCGCCAAGUCCGUCACGAGCAUGAACAACACCUUCGUCGGCACUUCCAUAUACAUGUAUGUAUGUAUGUACCCGUAGCUGCACACAUGUACACACCCAUUCACAUACAUAAUCAGUCCAUCAAGGCGAUCGCACAAUGCGUGUGGGGUGGGGCUGUGGUGUCUGGUGCAGGAGUCCCGAGCGGGUGCUGGGUCAGGCGUAUGACGUGUCGGCGGACAUAUGGUCGAUGGGCAUGGUCUUCUACGAACUCAUCACAAAGGCAAGACAGACACACAGGCACACAGACAGACACGUUAUCGAGCGGAAGAAGCACGAUGCGCAUAUCAACGACAUGAGUCAAGAGCUGUGUUGACUUCUUCUCAGGACCCUCCCAUUCAGAACCAGAACAACUUCACGGAGCUGUUUGAUGUGCUCAUCAACAAACCGGGUACACAGCACAGCGCUCUACAGCAGUGGCAGACAUGUCAUUCAUUCAUGGUGUCCUUGGCUCUCUUUCACUCAUUCGCUUAUACGUCCAGAGCCCCGUUUGUCGGCAGCGUACGACCAGGGCCUGCGGGAUUUGGUCGAGGGAUGGUACGUGUGGAUGUUUACGUGCAUGCGUACACACAAGGGGUCCUGAUGUGUGCACAAUGUGUUCGUGCAGUCUUCAGCGCGACCCCAGUAGGCGAGCAUCCGUUGAUGACCUCCUGGUAGGCACACACACAAACAGCCAGAUAGACAGACACGACAGACAGACACGAAUGGGUGGGGUGCAUGAGUGCCAACGUCAAUGUGCUGCUGUGCUUGGGUGAUCCGCCCGUCCUUCAGAAACACCCGUUCCUGAGUGGCGGGCCGAAUGUCGAUAUCGUCAGACAGUAAGCGAGAACAAACCUACCUACACGCGACCGAGAAACAUCGUCUCGCAUGUGCCUGUCUGUCUGUCUGUCUGCCUCUCCCACUGUGGGCCUAUGUGUGCGUGUGUAGGUUCUUUGAGUAUGCAUACAGCGCUUAGGAGACACACAAACAUUGCAAAGGAGCAGCGGUCUUUCCAUCCAUGAGUGAUGCGUACGUAGUGCACAUACGUGUACGUGUACGUGUGUACAGACAGACAGGUUGCCGACUGUUUGGCGUAUUGUGUCAGUUGUGCAUCCAUAUGGUAGAAUCUCUCCGCGUGUCCAUCUGUGCUUUUAUGUGUCCGUCUGUGGGUGUCGAGCUGUCGUGUUGAUUCUGCACAGUGACGCGACACAAACGCUACGACGCACAAUACGGACUCGUGCAUGUAUACAAGCAUCUGAAUGGCACAAAGGCACGCCCCGUG
This is a messenger RNA of Vitrella brassicaformis, 2649 nucleotides long. The record is from the annotation of a GenBank genome assembly. Lineage: Eukaryota; Vitrellaceae.